AUGACUCUCAUGUGGACCCUCCUGUCAGCCCUGCUGCUGGGUUGGUCUGCGGCCGAGUCUCUGAGCAGCCCUGAGGAAAAUGCAAAUGAAGUCCUGAAGCAUACAGAGGGGAUCACACAGAUCCAGGUGGUUGAAAAUGCAAUCGGAUAUCUCAGUGAACCGACGCCGAGCAACACGCCGACCACGUCAACUUUCUUGACAACCACAAAUUCUCCGAGCUCCAGUCCUGCGCCUCAGUGUCCAGGCAACCAGGUGAAGCUGGAGAGCAGCUCUGGAUGUGGCUGUCCUGCAUCUAGCAUGGUGAAGGUUGGUGACAACUGUACCUGUCUUGUGGGCUUCACUCUGGACGGAGCUGCUGAGUGUAAAGAUAUUGAUGAGUGUGAGGGAGAAGGACCAUGUGGUCCGUAUGCCAGCUGCACUAAUACCCCCGGCUCUUAUUCGUGUAGCUGUCGCCGUGGUUACCUGAUGGGUGCUGGAGGGUGCCAAGAUAUAGAUGAGUGUGCUCUGGCUGCAGUGACGGGUCUGCAGGCCUGUCAGGGGGAGGCUGAAUGUCAGAACACCCCUGGUUCCUUCACCUGCUCCUGUCCUGCAGGAUAUGUAAUCGCCUUCAAUGGAAAAAGCUGCGUGGAUGUGGACGAGUGCAGCUUCGAGGAGCUGUGUCGCCGGGAGCUGGGAAACGUGUGUGUGAACACUCCUGGCAGCUUCACAUGCCAGUGCCAGCCGGGCUUCAGAGCGGAGGCGCCCGCCUGUGUCGAUGUGGACGAAUGUGCGGAGAGUCCUGCGGUGUGCGAUGGUCAGGGUGUGUGUGAGAACACGCUUGGGAGCUAUAAGUGUGUUUGUCGACCAGGUUACCGGGGAAACGGCACACACUGCGAAGAUGACAACGAGUGUGCAUUUGGUCGUCAUGGGUGUGAUACCAACGCUCGGUGUGGCAACAUCAUUGGCUCGUAUUUCUGCCAAUGUUACCAGGGCUUCAAUGGGGAUGGAUACUCUUGUUUUGACAUUGAUGAGUGCUCACUGAACAACGGCCACUGUGAACACAACUGCACCAACGAGGCCGGAGGCUACAGCUGCCAGUGUGGGUCCGGAUACCAGCUGGACCCGGGCGGACACAACUGCACAGAUGUGGAUGAGUGCUCGACGCUGAAUGGGACCUGUGAGCACAUGUGCAUCAACACUCCUGGAUCGUUCCAGUGCUCCUGCAGGCCUGGCUACCAGCUGCACAUCGACCAGCGCACCUGUGUGGACAUAGAUGAAUGUAAACUCCAGAAUGGCGGCUGCUCCCACUCCUGCACCAACUCUCCAGGAGGACAUGAUUGCCACUGCCCUCCCCCUCUGCUACUGGACAGGGACAACCACACCUGCAGCAAUGUUUCAUCUUGUAAGCUGAGAAAUGGCGGGUGUGACCACGUGUGCGCGGUGGGAGCUGAGGGCCACGUCCGCUGCAGCUGUGGAACCGGCUGGAAGCUGGGCGAGGACCUGAGGAGCUGCGUGGAUGUGAAUGAGUGCGGGGACUUUACAAACGGAGGCUGUGAUCAGCUCUGUGUGAACCACCCUGGUGGGUUUUCCUGCGCCUGCAGGGAGGGGUAUGAAGUCCGCACCGAUGACCUCACCAAGUGCCAGCCUGUGUGUGACCCCAGCUGUCAGAACUACGGUGUCUGUGUGGCUCCAAACAGCUGUGACUGUCCCCCGGGUUACCCUGGUGUGGGCUGCUCAGCCAUGUGCUCUCCGCCCUGCGCCCAUGGAGGAACCUGUAUGCGCUGGAACAACUGUUUGUGUCCUCCCGGCUGGACCGGAGCAGGCUGCCACACAGCGAUGUGUGAGUUGCCCUGUGCUAACGGGGGUCGCUGUGUGGCGCCUGACACCUGCCAGUGUCCAUCUGACUACACCGGCCACCAGUGCCUUUUACCCCUGUGCACUCCUGCCUGUAAAAAUGGUGGAAGAUGUGUGGAUGUCAACAAAUGCGCAUGUGUUGAUGGAUGGCAAGGAGCGCGCUGCCAGAUAGAACCGGUUCAGUGUCGGAAACCUUGUAAGAAUGGAGGAGUGUGUGUGGGCCUCAACAGGUGCCGCUGUGCCAAAGGAUUCACUGGGAGCCUCUGUGAAACAGCGGUGACCACACCCUGUGUGCCGCCCUGCCAACACGGAGCCACCUGCAGUCCUCACAACACGUGCACCUGUCCAGAGGGCACUGCAGGCCUGCGCUGCGAGCGACUGACGUGUCCUGUGGUCACCACGGUGGUCAGUAUGGCUCGAGCGGUGAGAAAGGCGUUCAGGGAGAGUUACGUGGACCGCUGCGGACCCCUGGGAGUUCAGCUUUGCACUAAAUACAGGAUAAACCAGGCACGUGUGUACCUGCAGGCCUACAGGGUGGGAUACAAGAUCCAGUGUCCGCAGAGGAAGGGCAGAUGAUCGGCGCUGUCAACAACCUGCUGGUCACAAGCACACGUCCCCCCUCAGAGAAUUUUGGACCAAAAAACGUAACUGAAUCAAUGUGAGGUUGAUGUGGCUUCUUUUAAAUGAGAAAAAAGUGGAUAUGUUGAAAAGAGAAAGGGGACGUGAUUGUAUCAUCAAGGCUGUUUAUUUGGUUUAACGUUAUAUGUUGAGUAUCUUUAACUCGCUAUU
Limanda limanda (common dab) is the source of this 2622-nucleotide messenger RNA. RefSeq lists its product as uncharacterized. NCBI's taxonomy places the organism in Eukaryota, Metazoa, Chordata, Actinopteri, Pleuronectiformes, Pleuronectidae. The transcript is spliced from 21 exons. The record is from RefSeq and is a predicted model, not a curated record. Bases 1 to 2409 code for a protein of 802 amino acids. Gene Ontology annotation, molecular function: calcium ion binding.